This is a messenger RNA of Aspergillus viridinutans, 1377 nucleotides long. Its product is annotated as NAD(P)/FAD-dependent oxidoreductase. The transcript has a single exon. NCBI's taxonomy places the organism in Eukaryota, Fungi, Ascomycota, Eurotiomycetes, Eurotiales, Aspergillaceae. Gene Ontology annotation, molecular function: saccharopine oxidase activity; sarcosine oxidase activity; flavin adenine dinucleotide binding. The record is from RefSeq and is a predicted model, not a curated record. The coding region runs from base 1 to 1377 and encodes 458 amino acids.
AUGUCGGAAGCUUUCGGCCACUCCACUCCAAUUAUUAUUGUUGGUGCAGGUGUCUUUGGGUUGUCUACUGCCUGGUGGCUCGCUCGUGCAGGUUACAGCAAUGUCCGCGUCCUCGACCGAUGGCAAGUCCCUUCCCCUUCGUCCGCAGGCUACGACCGCAACAAGAUCAUCCGGACUGAAUACGUCGAUGGCCACUUCUCAAUACUGUCGCAGGAAGCUAUUCAGUUCUGGCGAGAACCGCUUUGGAAAGAUGUGUUUCAUCCGACGGGCUGGUUAUAUGGCACCGACGGCUCGUUAGACCAGGAUAGGGCAAAGACUUUUGACACAGCGGUCUCCAAUACGCGCUCAUUAGGCGACCCCUCUCAAAUCGUCGACCUACCAGACUGGGAGCACAUGUUCAAAUUGUAUCCAGCAAUGGGGCACGACCAUCACCGACGCCAACGGCAGCAAGGAAGGUACGAAUCUGGCACGCCAGAUGCUCCUGCAGCCUUCCGAGGCAUCUACAACAGCAACGCUGGCUGGGUCGAGUCCAUCAAUGCCAUGUUAGUUCUAAAGCGUGAAUGCAAAAGACUCGGAGUCGAAUUCAUCGCAGGUGAAUCGGGGACCGUGACGGGCUUCGUCCGGGACCCCCACAACCCCACAACCGUCAUUGGCGUGCGCACGGCAAACCGGACCAUCUGGCAAGCCAAGAAAGUCAUCGUCUCCGUGGGGGCAUACUCGGAAACGUUGCUCGACUUCAAGAACCAGCUGCACGCGGUGGGAUACCCCGUCACUCACAUACGCAUGACCGAGGAACAAUACCUGCGGUACAAGGACCUGCCCGUGGUCGCCAUCACGCGGCGAGGAUACUUCUUCCCGCCCAACGAGGACCGCAUCUUCAAGAUCUGCACCAUGGACAUCACCAUGGUCAACCGCGAGCGCUGGGCCGAGCCCGAGUGCGACUGGGGCGUGCGAAGCCUGCCGCGCGACCAGGCGUACCACCCCACAGACACACAGCCGCGGGUCGGACGGCAGAAGACGCUUGAGUUUGCACGGUAUAUCUUGCCUGAGUUUGGCGAUGCCGAGGUGGAGAGCAGUAGGUUGUGCUGGGACGUGGAAACACACGACGAUCACUGGAUCAUAGAUUAUCAUGAGUCCGCGCCGGACUCGUUGUUCAUCGCUACGGGCGGCAGUGGGUAUUCAUUCAAGAACCUCACCAAUGUUGGCAAGUAUGUUGUACAGGCGCUGGAGGGAACGCUGGAUCCCAAAUGGAAGGAUUACUGGCGUUGGCGGCCAGAUCGUGUUGGUCAGUUUCCGGAGAGGGAGCAGAGGAAUGCGCGAUUCAAGUAUGACUUGCGCGACUGUGAAGGAUGGAAGCACACUGCUACACGGCUGUGA